AUGCCUCCGAGCAGUGGCACAAACCGGAUGGCCCAGUACGCCAGGAAUGCGUCCAUGGACUCGGCCCCCAUUUCGAACGGAAACAACAGCCAGCCGAACAAACAGCCAGCCGAACCAACUGGGUUUCCUACUCGCCAGGCGAUCACCGAGUCCGCAAGGCUACCUGCCCCCAAGCCUCUCGCAUCUGCCAUAUCCUUGGCCUCCCAUAUCCGCCAGUCUGAGCGGCCAGGUCUUGCCCAACCUCCAUCUGCACCCAUGCAGUCUCGUCAGCAAUUGCCCGGUAGCUCCCCGCCUGCAAAGCCACGAAAGCGAUCCAAUUCGCAAAGCAGCGAUGGGCCUGGUUUCUGGCCCGAGUCUCACAUAGAUAGUCAGUUCGGCUCGCCUACCACCCAACGCACCGAACGGUACGACGCUGGUAUCGACGACCGCCUUGGUUCCCUGCCGCCCUCGCUGCAAGCCGCCGCCGAAGCGCCCGCGAUGCCCAAGUUUGAGAAUAUGCAGCAAGCAAUGGAUGACGGCGCGAUGCCCUUCAUCAUUGGCAAGGACGGCUCAAUGAGACUGUUGCCAAAGAACCAGGGACAUGGCUUGCCUAUCACGCGUGGCGGCACGCUUCACUCGAGAGUGGAGCAGCAGCCCGAGCAAGAUGCAUACUCGAGCGAACCCAUCUACAACUCUCCUUCGCAGCGCCAAACAAGGGUUGCUAUUCACGCCACUGCCGUGAAGCGACCAUACGGACCCUCCGCCUUCGAGGACGACGAGGAGGUCUUCUCUGACUCUCCAACCCGCAAAGUCCCACAGCGUCAGCAAAAUUUGAGGCGCAUUGUCAGAAGAGACAGGGCUCCGGAGUCCUGGCGGGCCGAACUCUUUCCGGAGGAAGAAGAAGUCGAAGGCAGCCUGGCUAGCGAUUAUCCUAUUACUGAAGACGAUCAUGGUACUCCUCGGGCCAGUCGUAAGAAGUCUGUGCUCAUGGAGGCGGCCCUCCUUGAAAGCUCACUACCAGCUGCGGCCCGCAGCCAGCAAAGCAAGUCGCGGAAGCGAGGUCGUGAUAAGUGUGACUAUGCAGAUGACGAACUCCAGGGGAUGACAUACUCCCACCUGCGCGAGCAACCUUUCGACGAAGAUCCAGCCAAGACAUCCCUCCCAACGGCUACGCCUCUAAAUGGUGACAGUCUUUCAGUCAAGCUAGAACAUUACAAGGGCCAGCGCGAAUCCGACCAGAGGCACUUCUUUAGUCAGAUGACUGUCGGCGACUGGGAACGCUCGGGUGAUUGGUUUCUGGAUCAGUUCGGCCUCGUUACCCAGAAGUUAAAAGAGGCACGUAAGGAAAAGCGAGACAUGGUUGAUUGUUUCGAAACCGAAAUUGCCAACAGGGAGGAGGCAGUUCGUGUCCGGACCGAGAACAUUACAAAGAAACUAAGCAAAAUCAGACACAAGGGUGAAGAUAUGUUGGCAGACAAGGAGGUUUGA
This is a messenger RNA of Colletotrichum orchidophilum, 1467 nucleotides long. RefSeq lists its product as uncharacterized. Gene Ontology annotation, molecular function: TBP-class protein binding; RNA polymerase I core promoter sequence-specific DNA binding. Gene Ontology annotation, biological process: nucleolar large rRNA transcription by RNA polymerase I. The record is from RefSeq and is a predicted model, not a curated record. The transcript has a single exon. Lineage: Eukaryota; Fungi; Ascomycota; Sordariomycetes; Glomerellales; Glomerellaceae. The coding region runs from base 1 to 1467 and encodes 488 amino acids. Gene Ontology annotation, cellular component: RNA polymerase I core factor complex.